Molecule: messenger RNA, 737 nt
Organism: Meloidogyne enterolobii
Lineage: Eukaryota; Metazoa; Nematoda; Chromadorea; Rhabditida; Meloidogynidae
Source: the annotation of a GenBank genome assembly
AUGCAAGAAAGACAAGCAGCUAUUCAUCAACAACAACAACAACAAAAUGAUUCUUCAAUUAAUCUUUUGGUUAAUUCACAACAAAAACAGAAUUUACAACAACAAACAGAUAUUGGACAAUCUUUAAUUUCUUCUUCAAUUAAUUUAACUCAAAUGGCCGUCCCUACACUUUCUGGAUCUUUACAAAAUAAUUCUGGAGGAAACAUUUCCGGUUCCUCUAUUAAUUUUGGAGCUAGAGGAGUUGUUAGUAAUAAUAGUCAACAACAACAACAUCCAAAUUCUAUGAGGACUUUGUAUGUUUAUUCUUGUCUGAUAAAUAUUUUGUUAUUUUUAACACAUACACAAAUCUUGCUAAUUUUUAUCUUUAUUCAUUGAGGAUCUUCCUUUCCUACCUAAAUAAAUUAACAAGAAAAAUUUCUUUAAAAAUAUUUUUUCUUUUUAUUAAUCUAAAAAUAUUUUCUAUAAACAGGUUUUGUCGAAAAUGUGAAGGUCACGGUCUUCAAAUAGCACUUAAAGGCCAUGCAAGUUCUUGCCCUUAUAAUAGUUGUACUUGCAAAACGUGUCAAAAUGUUAUGAGCCUUAGAGCUAAUGCCAUAAUUAGGAGAUAUCGAACACGUACUUCUGAAUGCGGGUUGGUACUGAAACCGGUACAUUUCAAGAAUGGCAACACUCGAUUAAGGGUCUUUCCGAAGUUUAUUAGUGGUGAGUUUUUAAAUGAGGCGAUUUUAAUUCGGAGA